This is a messenger RNA of Miscanthus lutarioriparius, 885 nucleotides long. The record is from the annotation of a GenBank genome assembly. Lineage: Eukaryota; Viridiplantae; Streptophyta; Magnoliopsida; Poales; Poaceae.
AUGCCGCUGCUCGGAUCCACGCCGCUGCCGCAUCUCGGACCCGCGCUGCUGACGCAUCUCGAGCCCACGCCUCUGCAUCCCAAGCCCGCCCGAGGCCGCCUCUUGGGCCCGCACCGGAUCCGGGACCCUCCUCACCGGAUCAAGCUCUUCCUUGCAGAAUCAAGCUCCUCCAUGAGGAAGAGAGCACCGGGCGAGCUUCGCCAGUCUUCCACUCUUCCCCCAAAACCCCAAACUCCUCUGGUCCUCCUUCCUCUCCGCCGCCGCCGCUCCCCGACGCCCGGAGCCGAGCAUGCCGGACGCCUUCCACUCCCUCCUCCCCUCAAACGGAAGCGCAAAUCCAAGCGCGGCCGCAGACACAGUCACCCAAAGGAGAACCACCUCGCCGCCUCCACUGGAGACCCGUCCUUCCACCUGAAAAGCUCCACCUCCGCCUCCUCCAGAGACAUCGGAUGCCUCGUGGAGCCGCUCGGCAACCUCUUCCUCUCUGGCACCCCGCGCGGCAACCUCCGGGACGCGGGGCUGGGCGCGCUCCGGCCGCUCCCGGACGACCUGCUCCUCGACGUCCUGGGCCUGCUCCCGGCGCGCGACCUCGCGGCGCUCUCGGUCGCGUCCAAGGCGCUCUACGUCGUCGCCUCCCACGACCCGCUCUGGCGGGCGCUCGUCCUCGACGAGCUCGGCGGCGCGUUCGACAUCGCCGGGUCCUGGCGCGCCACCUACAUCGCCGCCGCCUCCCGCGGUGGCCAGGCCUACCUCAUCCCCCCGCGCGCUCUGAGAAUCAAGGGAUUCUACCAGGGGCGGAUCCAGAACGGGGCUGCGCCCCGAGCUGAGCUGCUGAUUCACGUUAAAAACAGUAUGAUCUUAUUUUCUAGGCCUCCUUUAGGCUAA